GGAUACCAUCAGAGAUGACCAGGAUAUCAUCAGAGAUAAUAUAACCAAGAUAUCAUCAGAGAUGACCAGUUUUAGACUUCUUAAUUUGUCUUCAGAUGUUGCAUCUGUUUUACAUUAAAAAAUCCAACGGUUGAAUUUGAGAGGGGAAGACAGCAAACUUGGUCGGGUACUGGACAUAGCCCUCUCUGUAACCAGCGGUCAAUGAUACCAUAAACAUGAUUAGUAAUGAAUAAUGCCCAACCGUCAACCCGCAUCCUCGAAACAGAUCAAACUGCCUGCCAAUAACAUAUUCCAUUCUACAUCAAACAAGUACAUGUAAGCAUGUACUGUAAUGGAAAAUCACUAAGGUCAGUACUAGAGUGAUAUAAGCAGUAACUUCACUUUUAAAUAUAAGUCUGUCAGGAGAAAAACUAGUGCUACUAAUUUGUAUUGUACAUAGAAUUAUUUACAUAUCGAUUUAUGGAUGAAUUCAUUACUGACAUUGAAUAACUAUAUAUAUGUUACUGUACAUGCCUGAAAUCACAAUUUGGAUAUUAAUAUUUCCUCUCGGAACCUUGAAAAGGAGCCAACAAUUUUCUUCAUCUUUACAUUUGGGAGAAAACAAUUAUAUGAAGAAAGAUAAGAUUAAUGUUAUUUAGUAUGAGAAGUGAGAAGCCAGAGGUUAUUGCACCGAGAAGUCGCCAUAGAAAGAACUCCAGCGAUUUUCUUUCUUAAAAAACCAUGGAAUUAUUCAUUCUAACCAAAUAAGAUAUUAGUCAGUAAAAGUCUACCUGUAUUGCAAGAUAUUGAUUAACUGUAAUUUGUGUAUUUCAAGCUUCUGAAGUGGAAAUCGCAGACAGAAGGGAAACAGAUCUACCCUAUUAAGAGGCAGGCGAGAAAAAUGGGUGAUGUUUGUACAAAAAAAUGUAUCCAACUAAUAUCUGUGUGUGAUAUUUUGGAUAAUGGCCAUGGAAACCGCGAUAAGUGGUCUGCUUCAAGACUGUAAAAUCAAAACGAAGUUGAAAAACGCAGACGUGACUGGGAAACUUGACUAUAUGAACGCAGGAUAUGAGACAGAUAUUCACGAUUUAACACCAGGGAAUGUGCAAAGCAUGAUCAACAGUAUUUCAUUGCUGGAAAAUAAUCUGUCUUCCUUUGCGCUACAGCUAAACUCCUACAUAUCGUGCAUAAGAGUGCCGAGACCAACCCCUAGAGGUCGUCCCCAUCUGUCAUUAAGGCAUGCUUGUUGGUUUGAUGACAGCGGGAUUUUGAUAGGCCAGUUUCAGAUCUAGAGCCUGUGAAUAUACCGAAUCCACAAUUUUGAUUUUCCGACACACGCAGCUUUCAAAAAUGAACGUGACCAUAAACAAACGUUUGGCGGAUCCACAGUUUACAAAAACCGACCAAUCCAUCUAUAAAAAAUGUUUCUCUCCGAAGGUUUUCCCUCAAAGGUUCAAGGACAUGAUUACCAUUUUUAUUGUUUUGCAGUGUAUAAAAUCGUGUUAUAGCUUGAGUUCUUGACUAUAGGAUUUCCCAAAUGUACCAUGUCAUAUUGGGGUUGACUUUUGAUGAAUUGUUGUUGAGACAAAUGUUAGGAGAACUACAUCUGGACGAAGAGUUUAAGUAUACCCAGGCUAUUUGUAGUUCCGUGAAUAUAUAUCAUUCAAUAACCACUGUAUAAUUUAUCAUUAUAGUAUAUAGUAUAUAUAUAUAUAUAUAUAUAUAUAUAUAUAUAUAUAUAUCCAAAUUAAGUUUUUAAAAAAAUCACAGUGUCCGGUAUAAAAUAUUAAAAGAAAUAGAAUAAACAGUACACAAAGUUAAAAAUUAUAUGACAUCGUUAUGUACGUGAAAUGUUAGGACGCCUUUAUGACGUCAGACCAUUUCAAAACUAUUUUAAAAUGUAGCGCCUGAGGAUUAUAAAAUAUAUAUAUAUACACACAAAGACCAACAACAUAAAUAACCAGGCUGUCAAAUUUUCGGGACAACUAGUCCUUUCUUCAGGACAAACGAAUUUACAUAAUAUGGUUGAUAUUAACAGAGAAUAGCAAACAGAAAAAUAAAAAUACACAUAAUACUAAAAUUAGACAAAAUCUACAAACGUAUAUACACCACAGACCAAAUGUUUGGGGUUUUUUUGUUGUUUUUUGUUUUUGUUUUUUGUUUUGGCUUGGUAAUCCAUGUUAAUUAUGUAGCGAAUUAGAACAUGACUGUCGUAUUCGUCCAAAGAGCUUAUCCACAACGCCAAUUUAUUUGGAAAAUUAUGAAGAUUUAGAUAUCGCCCACAUUAUGUAAACCUUUUCGUUUGUCCUGAAGAAGGGACAGGUCGUCCCGAAAAUUUGACAACCUGGUUGUUCGUGUCGUUGGUCAUUUUAGUGCUUUGUAUAAUUUUUUUUUUUUGUAUUUGACCUUGUAUCCACGUUGUGGAUCCGACACUUCUGGAUAUCGGGUGUUGUUGGAUGAUUGAUUACAUAUUGUUUAACGUCCCUCUCGAGAAUUUUUCACUUAUAUGGAGACGUCACCAAUACCGGAAGUUAGUGCUUUUAUAUACAAUAUAGAUAGAUAUUGAAUGAAUAAACGUUAUUUAUAUACUACUCCAACUGUCAGUUAAUUAAACAAAUACAUCUUAUGAAAUUCCUUUAAAUCGAUUUUUUUAUGCCAAUCGGAUAUAUACUAAUUCGCAAAUAUAUUUUGGAAACUUGUAUCAAAUAUAAUAUUUGCAAAUGAAACUGCACACGAAUACAACCUGGUUAACACGAUACAAUGUACACAAUUGUUUGAAUGUGCAAUAAAGUAUGUUUUACAGCU
Ostrea edulis (European flat oyster) is the source of this 2784-nucleotide messenger RNA. RefSeq lists its product as uncharacterized. The transcript is spliced from 6 exons. Bases 942 to 1271 code for a protein of 109 amino acids. NCBI's taxonomy places the organism in Eukaryota, Metazoa, Mollusca, Bivalvia, Ostreida, Ostreidae. The record is from RefSeq and is a predicted model, not a curated record.